AUGGAGGCAGAGCGCAAGGCGAAGGUCGAUGCCGAGAGCGAGCUGAGCCUCCUUGAGGACAUGCUGCAGGAGGCAGUGCGCACGGCAGAGGCAGAGCGCAAUAUGGCGCAGCAGCCGCAGAGCAUGGCGGAGGCAGUGCGCAAGGCCAAAGUCGAGAUGGAGAGCAAGCUCGUGGAGGCCGAGCGCUCAGCACAGCACUUCGAGGGCAUGCUGCACGAGGCAGAGCGCAAGGCAGAGGUCGAGCGCAAGCUGACCACCCUGGAGAACUGGGAGUUCGCAGACGAGACCACAAAGUCGAUGGUUCGGCAGGCAACCCUCGCGGGCUACGGAGUGGCGCAGCUGUCCGAGCUCCUUAACGCUCUGCUGAAAGAGGCUGCUGGCUUCUGA
Molecule: messenger RNA, 387 nt
Organism: Prorocentrum cordatum
Lineage: Eukaryota; Dinophyceae; Prorocentrales; Prorocentraceae
Source: the annotation of a GenBank genome assembly